Leucoraja erinaceus (little skate) is the source of this 923-nucleotide messenger RNA. RefSeq names its product proteasome 20S subunit beta 6 (gene psmb6). The coding region runs from base 60 to 761 and encodes 233 amino acids. The record is from RefSeq and is a predicted model, not a curated record. The transcript has 6 exons. Gene Ontology annotation, molecular function: threonine-type endopeptidase activity. Gene Ontology annotation, cellular component: proteasome core complex. Lineage: Eukaryota; Metazoa; Chordata; Chondrichthyes; Rajiformes; Rajidae.
UCCUCCCAGCCCGCCGGUCCUCCAACGUCCCGGCAUUCAUUCCCUGUGGCGGGUGUAAGAUGGCGGCGGUGAUGCCCAUGAUGGGGCGGAUUGAUGGCGGCUCGCGCUGCUGCUCCAACCGCCACCCCGACUGGAUGUGUGAGGAAGUCAGCACCGGGACUACUAUUAUGGCGGUGGAGUUUGAUGGUGGGGUAGUGAUUGGUGCAGAUUCAAGGACCACAACCGGAUCGUACAUUGCGAACAGGGUGACGGAUAAACUGACUCCUAUUCACGACCUGAUCUUCUGCUGUCGAUCAGGCUCAGCGGCUGAUACCCAGGCCAUUGCUGACGCGGUCACCUACCAACUCGGCUUCCACAGCAUUGAACUUGAUGAACUUCCACUGGUGCAGACGGCUGCCAAUUUGUUCAAAGACAUGUGUUACAAAUACCGGGAGGAGCUAAUGGCGGGGAUCAUUGUUGCCGGUUGGGAUCAAAGAAAUGGUGGACAGGUGUACACAGUCCCGAUGGGCGGCAUGAUGGUACGGCAGCCCUUCUCCAUUGGUGGCUCGGGAAGCACCUACAUCUAUGGUUAUGUUGACUCCAGCUACAAGCCGGGGAUGACAAAGGAUGAGUGUUUGGACUUUACAAUGAGAGCGCUGGCGUUAGCCAUGGACCGUGACGGAUCGAGCGGGGGGGUGGUCCGCUUGGCGGCGAUUACCCAGGGGGGAGUGGAACGCAAAGUUGUGUCCGGGGGUCAGCUCCCGCGCUUCCCGUUAGCGUGAAGAUCUGCCCUACAUCCGUGGCCUUGAAGGUUCACGCUCCGCUCCUGCAGUGUGCAGCGCUGUUCAAUCCCAGCUUGAGACAACAUCUUGAAACAGACGGCAAAUAAACUGCCAGCGGUGCUGAGCGUGAGUGUUGUGUUCAAUAAAUCACCCGAUUCACAA